Molecule: messenger RNA, 753 nt
Organism: Ophidiomyces ophidiicola
Lineage: Eukaryota; Fungi; Ascomycota; Eurotiomycetes; Onygenales; Onygenaceae
Gene: mge1
Product: GrpE, mitochondrial
Exons: 3
Coding region: 1-753 (250 amino acids)
Biological process (GO): protein import into mitochondrial matrix; protein folding
Cellular component (GO): PAM complex, Tim23 associated import motor
Molecular function (GO): protein homodimerization activity; adenyl-nucleotide exchange factor activity; protein-folding chaperone binding
Source: RefSeq, a predicted model, not a curated record
AUGUUUCGAAGAGCUCUUCUACGCCAAUCCCAGGCUUUCAAGCCUACCUUCUCCGCCCGAUCCAUCUCAACAUCCCCUCUAUACCGGAGGCAGAGUCCUACAUAUACCCACACGCAGACCUUCAGGCCGCUGCAUUCGACAUUAUCCCGGAGAUACAAUUCCACAGAUUCGCAAGACAAGAAGCCCGAACAAGACGCCGCAGCAACCUCCUCAGAGGGAACUGCCGAGUCCGAAAUUUCGGACGCCGAAGCUGCUCUACAAAAGGAAAUUGAAAAACAGGAGAAGGAGAUUGUUGACUUAAAGGAUAGAUACCUGCGAUCCGUCGCCGACUUCCGCAACCUCCAGGAGCGCACACGUCGCGACGUCGAUGCCGCGCGCUCCUUUGCAAUCCAGCGCUUUGGCGCCGACCUAAUCGAGUCGAUUGACAACUUUGAGCGGGCCCUCGAGGCUGUUCCUUCCGAUAAGCUCAGCAAUGGAGAAAACAAGGAGCUCACCGACCUCUAUGACGGCCUGAAGAUGACCGAGACCGUGAUAAUGAAUACUCUGAAGAAACAUGGCCUGGAGAGGUUCGACCCGUCUGAGCUGGUCGAGAACAAACCUCAGAAAUUCAACCCGAAACUUCACGAAGCCACUUUCAUGGCGCCGGCACCCGGAAAGGAAGAUGGCGAUAUUCUGCACGUCCAGACCAAAGGUUUUAUGCUUAAUGGUCGAGUCUUACGGGCCGCCAAAGUUGGUGUUGUUAAGAAUGCCUAG